Camellia sinensis is the source of this 1754-nucleotide messenger RNA. RefSeq names its product zinc finger CCCH domain-containing protein 2. NCBI's taxonomy places the organism in Eukaryota, Viridiplantae, Streptophyta, Magnoliopsida, Ericales, Theaceae. The record is from RefSeq and is a predicted model, not a curated record. Gene Ontology annotation, molecular function: metal ion binding.
CUUCAUUCUUCAAUUUAUAAAGAGUUAUUAAUGUAUACAAUGAAACAAAAUAGGAUUACCAUCCUAUCUACAGUGACAACAUCACAACCCAGGUAGGAAGCAAAAUAGGCCCGACUUGUCUCGCAAGUGCUUGCGUGCUGUUAACUGUGGAGCUGCCACGUACCCCCCUUUGCAUGCCAGUCCCCUAUUGCUAUGCGGCCACGCCCAUCUCCUUCACCAUCCUCGUCAUCCAACCCCUCUCCUCUAUCUCUACUCUCUCUCCUCUCUCUCUCUCUCUCCGCCCUAUAUACAUCUCUCACUCCUCUUUUGCUACCCUCAUUCAACACCAAAUCUUCUUCUCUCUCUAGAAAAUUUCACAUCAUGGGUAGUGUUUGUGCAGAGCAGCAACACAAGCUCCACGCCUCCCACCAACUCCUUCUCCACAAAAAAUCACUCCGAGAGAUCGACAUUCCGCCGCGAAAACUCCUCAGCCGCCGCGCCACCGCCGCCAACGAUUCUUUUUCCGACAUGUUCUCUGACUCCCCGAGGACUGCCGAGGAAACCCUCCUCCAGAAAUUCCUUCCCUAUAAUGGCGGCGAUGACGAUGAUGAUGACGAUCCUUACUCUUCGGACACCUUCCGGAUGUAUGAGUUUAAAGUCAGGCGGUGCAGUCGUAGCCGAAGCCAUGACUGGACGGACUGUCCUUUUGCUCAUCCCGGCGAAAAAGCUCGCCGGAGAGAUCCCAGACGGUACAAUUAUUCUGGUACCGUCUGCUCUGAUUUUCGUCGCGGCAGUUGUAGCCGAGGCGAAAAUUGCGAGUUUGCACACGGGGUGUUUGAGUGUUGGCUCCACCCGGCUCGGUAUCGUACCGAGGCCUGUAAGGACGGUAAGAAUUGCAAGCGGAAGGUAUGUUUCUUCGCUCACUCGCCUCGGCAGCUCCGCCUGUUGCCGCCACCAUCCGACGGCAAUUCUCCUCCUGCGCCGCCGCAAGUGUAUUCUCCGGCGGCGGAGAGGAUGUACCGGAAUUCGAACCAUUGCUGUUUGUUUUGUCACUCGGUCGCAGCUUCUCCGACUUCUACACUAACGGGUGUGUCUCAUUCGUCGCCACCAUUGUCGCCGUCGCUGUCUCCGCCUCUCUCGCCAGUGAAAUCGAGGUCGAUGAGCGGGCUUUCCCCAAUAUCGCGGUACGGGAGUGGCGAAAGGUGUGGAUUGAGUCAGUUCAAUCCUGGUGCUGUGAAUUACAAAGAUGAGUUGAAUGAGAUAAUGAAUUCUUUGGAGUCUAUGAAUGUCAAUGAAACUCCAAAUUCAGCUACCAACAAGAGAAAUCUUUCGUGGGUCGAUGUUAAUUUCAACAAUGGUGAUGAUCAACCUCAGUUCAAUCUCUCUCCAUCGAGCUCAAGCCCUUCUGUGUCUAGAGAUCGAUUCAGUUCAAUCAAGACCUUCAUUGAUGACAAGCUCAAUGACAAUGGUUUGGCUUGCCCUGAUCUUGGUUGGGUCAAUGAUCUUUUGACGUAAAUUAUUAUGAUGAUGAUGAUGAUGAAAAGAUGAAGCAGAGGAUGAAGAUCGUCUGCAUAUAUAGUCAUGCACGAUCCAUAUAUAUAUUUGAUCAAGCAUAUAUAUAUAUAUAUGUGUGUGUGUGUGUGUGAUUUGGUGUGUUUAUUGUUUUUACUCAGAUCUUCUUCGCAAGUCUAUUCCUUUUAUCUGUAAGUGUUUAACUCAAGAGUGUGAUUUUGACGUCUUUUUUUAAAUAAGAGAGAUUGUUUUGAUGUAUUGAA